CAGAAAACACCAGAGAGCAACAUCCCAGUCUGAUAGAGGAUCACUGCAGCCUGUCUAACUCAGUGUGUUUAAAGAACAACCUGAAAAUGUCACUGGGCUUUGGAGACGAGAAAAACGACCUAACUUGUGAAAGGUCUGUAUGUGUUAAAAAUCCUCAUUUGGAUUCUAUGAAGGAGGACAUUCUGUACCAUCUCAACCUGGGAACAGCCACUGAUGAUAUACCAGCCAAGUUUGGAGAUGUGAAAUUUGUGUGUGUUGGCGGUAGUCCAUGGAGGAUGAAGGCGUUUAUUGAGUAUAUUGCCAAGGAACUAGGCCUAGCAGAUUCCAGUGAAGCGUACCCAAACCUCUGCGAGGGCACAGACCGCUAUGCCAUGUACAAAAUAGGACCUGUUCUGUCCAUUAGUCAUGGCAUGGGCAUUCCUUCAAUCUCUAUAAUGUUACAUGAGCUCAUCAAACUGCUCUACCAUGCACGUUGCACUGACGUCACAGUAAUUCGCAUCGGGACCUCGGGUGGAAUAGGUCUGCAGCCAGGCACAGUGGUGGUCACCAAACAGUCGGUGGACGCCAUGUUUCUGCCCCGCUUAGAGCAGAUCAUCCUAGGGAGGUCAGUGGUGAGGAGCACAGAGCUGGAUGGUGAGCUAGCAGAGGAGCUCCUACAGUGCAGUAAGGAGCUCGGAGAGUUCGAGACGGUUAUUGGUAACACCAUGUGCACUCUGGACUUCUAUGAAGGUCAGGCACGUCUGGACGGUGCAUUCUGUUCGUACACAGAAGAGGAGAAACAGAACUACCUGGCUGAGGCGUACGCAGCAGGAGUCCGCAACAUUGAGAUGGAGUCUUCUGUUUUUGCUGCCAUGUGCACACUCAGUAAUCUUAGAGCGGCUGUGGUGUGCGUGACAUUGCUGGACCGGCAGAAAGGAGAUCAGCUAACCAGCUCUCAUGAUGUUCUGCACAAUUACCAACAACAGCCUCAGAUCCUGGUUGGCCAUUACAUCAAAAAGAGGCUCAGUGCUGUGAAGAAAAGUUAGCUUCCACAGUCAAUGCGUGUUAUUUACACACUUAAGUCUUUAUUUUUUACCUGAUUUAUUAUAAAUAUUACUGUUAACCUCUGCUAACCACUACAGCACUACACAUGCUAGCACGUAAAUACACCGAUGAGGCAUAACAUUAUGACCACCUUCCUAAUAUUGUGUUGGCCCCUCUUUUGCUGCCAAAACAGCCCUGACCCGUCGAGGCUUUGACUUCACUAGACCCCUGAAGGUGUGCUGUGGAAAAAACGAGGAAAUGUUCACUUGCUGCCUAAUAUAUCCCACCCACUAACAGGUGCCGUUAUUAAGAGAUAAUCAGUGUUAUUCACUUCACCUGUCAGUGGUCAUAAUGUUAUGCCUAGUCAGUGUUUGUUACAAUUUUUAAGACACAUUUUUUAGCUUUUCACUUAUUUAUACAGUAAAAUAUGAUACAGCAAUAAAGUAUAACAAAAAUGUAUUGUGUAAGAAAGCAAGCCAGCAGAAGUUUUAUUAAAAAUUUUUACUUUAA
Molecule: messenger RNA, 1533 nt
Organism: Trichomycterus rosablanca
Lineage: Eukaryota; Metazoa; Chordata; Actinopteri; Siluriformes; Trichomycteridae
Gene: upp1
Product: uridine phosphorylase 1
Exons: 8
Coding region: 87-1025 (312 amino acids)
Biological process (GO): nucleotide catabolic process; uridine catabolic process
Cellular component (GO): cytoplasm; cytosol
Molecular function (GO): uridine phosphorylase activity
Source: RefSeq, a predicted model, not a curated record